This is a messenger RNA of Neoarthrinium moseri, 1806 nucleotides long. RefSeq lists its product as uncharacterized. The record is from RefSeq and is a predicted model, not a curated record. The coding region runs from base 1 to 1806 and encodes 601 amino acids. Lineage: Eukaryota; Fungi; Ascomycota; Sordariomycetes; Amphisphaeriales; Apiosporaceae. The transcript is spliced from 5 exons.
AUGUCAUUGAUGCGACUUCUUUCGACAAUUGCAACCUUGUACAUGCCUCUCUGUGCCUGUGCUAUACCUUCUGCCAAUUCUGCCACCUUCUCACGAAGUGACUUGGCAUCCGACUUCAAUACUUCGCUUCAUGUGGACCUUGGCUAUACGGUCUACAAAGGCGUGGCCAACUCCUCAACUGGGCUAAACACGUUUAAAGGUGUCCGCUUUGCUGCUCCCCCAACUGGGCCACUUCGCUGGCAGCCGCCACGAAAGCCGGUCUUGAACCGCACUUCCGUCCAAUCCGCGGCAUCUUACAGCCCGAUAUGCCCACAAAGUUUCAAUGCAGUGCCCGGGAAUGAUUUCGUUCUUGGCGAUGAAGAUUGCCUUUUCCUUAAUAUAUACGCGCCGCCAGAUGCUGCCGAUCUCCCGGUUUUAGUAUGGAUCCAUGGAGGGGGGUACGGGUUCUUUAAUGGGCAACAAGAUAUGUCUUCGAUCAUCAAUACCAACAACAACAGUUUUAUUGGUGUUGGUAUUCAGUACAGACUCGGAGCCUUUGGCUUCCUCUCGUCGGACGAAGUUUCGAGAAAUGGAGUCGUCAACGCUGGCCUUCUCGAUCAAAAGUUUGCGCUUGAAUGGAUCCAGGAGCAUAUUUACAAGUUCGGGGGCGAUGCGUCCAAAGUCACUAUUGCUGGCCUCUCAGCUGGAGCAGGUUCUGUUAUGCUGCACAACAUUGCAUAUGGAGGCUCUCUUGGCACUUCUCUCUUUACAAAUUCCAUUACUGCGUCCCCAUAUCUGCCGACACAAUAUAACUAUAAUGAUUUUCUUCCCACGCAAGCAUACUACGCCUUCGCCGCUGCAGCUGGAUGCCCCCGAAAUUCGCUUACGAAAGCUUCUCAUGACAUCUCCACGUCAGGCACCUUCGGAUCUUGGGCAUUUCUCCCUGUUACAGAUGGCGAGUUUAUUCGUGAAACCCCAAGUCAAGCACUACUAAAACGGAAAAUAAACGGUCUCAGACACCUCACCAGCAACACUGCCGAGGAAGGUCCUGCAUAUACGCCCCAGACAAUCACCACCGAAUACGAGUUGAUUGCAUGGCUUCUUCACACUUUCCCACUUCUCACAAACGAAGACGUACAAAACAUCUUGUACUAUUACCCCUUCAACCCUUCAAUAGACGGCAACGCUCCCCCAGAGUAUCCAACUGCUGGAGACUCAGGCGCUACCGCCGUAACAACCAGUCAAAUUUCAUCUGGCCAUCAGCAACGAGCCAACGCUAUUCUAGGCGAAACUACCUUCAUGUGUCCUUCUUACUGGCUUACCGCAGCCUUUAGUUCCUCUCAGACUAGACACCAUAGCUACAAAUAUCAAUACUCUGUUCCGACCGCAUUUCAUGGGUACGACCUGGAAUCAUACUUUGGUCCUGCGCGCAGAAACCAGGGUCCGGACUUAUUACGUGCAUUGCAAACUUCUUGGGGAAAUUUCGUGCGCUUUGGAGAUCCGUCUAUCCCGUCAAGCAUCGCGGACGGCGCGAAUGAUACUCGCUCGGAACCACACCCUCUAGAGCAUUGGCCGGAGUGGUCUUCAAUCAACCCCCAGAUGGCGGUUUUCAAUCAAACCGGUGGCACCCCAUAUGAGUUCAUAGCGGUGCAGGUCAAGAACGAUGGACCACUCACGGUCGUUGCGAAUAGAGACAAAAACGUAACAUUGCAUACAGAGCCAGGGUUGAGAAACGACUUCCGAGUUGUGGAUGCAUACGCUUGGGAGGGAAGGCGCGGAGCGAGGUGCGAUUUCUGGAGAAGUAUUGGGGCCAUUGUGCCCGAGUGA